Messenger RNA from Plectropomus leopardus (leopard coralgrouper), 383 nucleotides. Lineage: Eukaryota; Metazoa; Chordata; Actinopteri; Perciformes; Serranidae. The record is from RefSeq and is a predicted model, not a curated record.
GUGGGAAAUAUGUCCCCCGAGCCAUCCUCGUUGACCUGGAGCCAGGCACCAUGGACUCAGUCCGCUCUGGACCAUUUGGACAAAUCUUCAGGCCUGACAACUUUGUCUUUGGUCAAAGUGGAGCCGGAAACAACUGGGCCAAAGGUCACUACACGGAGGGGGCGGAGCUGGUGGAUUCAGUCCUGGAUGUGGUGAGGAAAGAGGCAGAGAGCUGCGAGUGUCUGCAGGGUUUCCAGCUCACUCACUCUCUCGGAGGAGGCACCGGCUCCGGCAUGGGCACGCUGCUCAUCAGCAAGAUCAGGGAGGAGUACCCUGACCGCAUCAUGAACACCUUCAGUGUGGUGCCCUCUCCUAAGGUAACACUUACAGUCCUGUACAGCUGA